AUGAGGACAAAACUGUUUUUGAGGAACAACGUAUUGACCAAAUCUCCUCGUCGCAACGAUGAAAUCGAACACGUCCUAUGCAACAUCGGUAAAGUCAAGAAGGAGGUCGAUGAUGUUUUCGGCGACCAUGAAUGGGCCAUUGUAAUCUACAAUGGACUUCAUAAUUCGAGGAACGUUGGUCGCCACUCGACAGUUUUCGCCUUCGUGCAAGGCGGCCAAAACCUUUUUUUGCAAUGCUGGGCCGUGCACAUCUUCGAAAAUGGACGCACUGAUUAUUUCUUCGACCCGAGCCGCGAACUCCUACGUCAACAGAUGACGCCCGUUAGCAUAAUCUUCGCCAACGGUUUCGUCGCGCACACGGUGACCUUCAAAAGGGAUGGGAGGAUUACGGUGGAGUAA
Molecule: messenger RNA, 399 nt
Organism: Laccaria bicolor S238N-H82
Lineage: Eukaryota; Fungi; Basidiomycota; Agaricomycetes; Agaricales; Hydnangiaceae
Exons: 3
Coding region: 1-399 (132 amino acids)
Source: RefSeq, a predicted model, not a curated record